AUGAUCUUUAUAUGGACUUAUCUUCAGAUUUUCUGUCAUCAUGGUUGUGUCCUGCAUGUAAUCGUCCCCGACCCGGUAAAGACAAUUCUAACACUCCCCUUCGUGUUCCGUCUAGCAAAGACAGUCAAGAAACCAUUAAGAGUGGUACCAAGAGAAAUAAAAGGAAAAAAAUCUCAACUAUCUGACAGUGACUCCGGCGCUUCUUAUGACUUAACAUUAAACGAUGUACGUCAGGUUGUUAGAGAAGAACUAAAGGCUUUACUUGAUGUGUUCAAAACCAAUUUAUUGUCUCAGUUUGGCUCUAAGCUUCAGGAAAUAACUAAUAAUGUCACUCAAAUUACUGAUUCUAUAUCCUUCAUGGAGCAACAGCAUGAAGAGCUGAAGAAAGAAAUCCAGCUAAAAAUUAAGAAUAUUAACUCUCUGGAAAAUGAAAAUAAAAUUUUACAAACUAACAUAAAUGAUCUUAAUACUAGACUAUCACAAUUAGAACAGCAUUCUAGAGCAAACAAUGUUGAGAUUCAGUGCCUUCCCGAACACCGUAACGAAAACUUACUUUCAGUAGUCAAUCAGAUAGCGGUUACUACUAAAUACAACCUUAAGGAAACUGAUAUCCAUUUGUGUACUCGAACGUCAAAAAUCCAAAAAGAUAGUCGUAGGCCAAGAUCAGUCGUAGUUAAGUUUAGUUGUCCAAGAGUGCGCGAUGAGUUUUUGGCCUCUUUAAUUAAUUUUAAUAAAAAAGCCGUGAAGGUCGGUGAUAAACUAAAUACCAGUCAUGUCGGUCUUGGUGGUGAACCAAAACCGAUAUACGUAGCCGAACACUUGUCGCCUAACCAGAGGGCUUUACAUGCUGCUGCGCGUAUAAAGGCAAAAGAACUAAAUUAUAGAUUUGUUUGGAUUAAACGUGGGUGUAUAUACAUGCGCAAAAGCGAUUCAACAGAGUAUAAAUUCAUAAGAAAUAUGGACACGUUAGCUAAUUUAAAAUAG
Molecule: messenger RNA, 984 nt
Organism: Bicyclus anynana (squinting bush brown)
Lineage: Eukaryota; Metazoa; Arthropoda; Insecta; Lepidoptera; Nymphalidae
Exons: 1
Coding region: 1-984 (327 amino acids)
Source: RefSeq, a predicted model, not a curated record